UUCAACUCUAGUAGGUUUAUGCCUACCAUCAAAAAGCUCACACCUUUUUGAUAAAUUCAUUGAAUAGAUGUUUGGGUUUGCCGAGUAAAAUGAAAUUUCUUCAACUUUUCAGCUCAGAAAUGGCUAAAUUGAGGUGGGUUUUUGAAAGUUAACAAUCAAAUCAUGAUUUAACUUCAUAUAUUCAUAUACUAGUUUAGAAGAGUUUGCACUCUAAUUGUUUGUGAAAAGUUAUCUUGUAUAAUUACUUUGCUUUUGUGUGGUGCACAAUGGUGGGUAUGUUGAGGAGUCCAAUUGCAGUUCAACUUCCAUUGCAUAGGUUGGAUAUCCAGUACCCAGAAAAUAAAUUUUGUAGAAAUUGUUUUCGUUGUAAGCUUGAAUUUGGUUUAGCUAAGCAGAGAAGAAUUUAUGUUCCAAAAAUGAGUUGUAUUGGCAGAAAAAAGGUGAAUCGGGUUGUGUUAAGUCACUUAGAACAUGAAUUAGUUGAUGAUGAAGAAAACAACAACCAAAUGUUGUUUCGGAAUGAUGAAAGAAAUGUGGGUCGUAGAGAUGAAAAGUUUUUGGUGCCUCCUUGGGGAAAUCUAGAUGAAAGGUUAGAGUCUAAAAUAGAUUCAGUUCCUUCUAAUUCUGGGAGGGUAAGUUGUGUUCUUGAACCAAGGUUGCAUUUCUUGGAGGAAAGGGAUGAAGAGGUUUUGUCGAAGAGGAUCUUGAACCUUAGUAGGACUAAUAAGGUUAACAGUGCAUUUGAUUUGUACAUGUCAAUGGAAGUAUCAGGUCUUCAACCUAAUUUACAUGCAUGUAACUCACUUAUUGCUUGUUUUUUGAGGAAUGAGUUUUUCGGGGAAGCGUUGAAAGUUUUUGAGUUGAUGAAGAAAAAUGGAGUAACUUCAGCACAUACUUACAGUUUGAUUCUCAAAGCGGUUGCGCGCGUUAAAGGUUGUGAUUCAGCAGUUGAAAUGUUUGUGGAAUUGGAGUGUGAAAGUAGACUAAGAAAGGAUUUUGAUGUGCUUGUCUAUAAUACAAUGAUAUCGAUUUGCGGGAUGGCUAAUAAUUGGAUUGAAGCGGAGAAAAUGUGGAGAAGUCUUAAUAAAAAUGGUCAUCAAGCCACAACAGUUACUUAUGGUCUGUUAGUUGGCAUUUUUAUGCGUUCAGGUCAAAGCGAACUCGUUAUAGAUGUCUACAAUGAGAUGAUUGAAAACAAAUUGGAACCUAGGGAGGAUAUGAUGCAAGCUAUAAUCUCUGCAAGUACUAAAGAAGGGAACUGGAGUUUAGCGCUUAACGUAUUUAAAAGCAUGUUGGAUUCUGGGUUCAGUCCGAACAGUGUUGCCUAUAAUUCCUUGAUCAACUCACUUGGGAAAGCUGGGGAAAUCAAAUUAACCUUCUGGGUUUUUGAUCACAUGAAAUCUUCUGAUAAAAAGCCUGAUGAAUACACAUGGAACGCAUUGCUCAAUGCUUUAUACAAGGGGGGCAGAUAUUCAGAUGCUCUUUGGCUAUUCGAGAGCAUCAAAAUGAAGCAAAAAUCGCAGUUAAAUCCUCAUUUAUACAACACUGCUCUCAUGUGUUGUCAGAGGCUUGGUUUAUGGGAUAAAUCGGUGCAGAUUUUGUGGCAAAUGGAAUCUGGUGGUAUGGUGGUUUUUGUUGAAUCGUACAAUCUUGUAAUUGAUACUUGUGAGGUUGCAAGGACACCAAAGGUUGCUUUGCAGGUUUACGAACACAUGGUUCACAAAGGUUGUACGCCAAACACAUUCACUUACUUAUCAUUGAUAAGAUCAUGCAUCUGGGGUUCCCUUUGGCCUGAAGUGGAACAAAUUGUAGAUAGUGUUCCGCCAGACGUAUCACUUUACAAUGCAGCAAUUCAUGGGAUGUGUUUACGAGGGAAGAUCAUGUCAGCAAAGAAGCUAUAUAUAAAAAUGCGUGACAGAGGCCUCCAGCCUGAUGGUAAAACACGAGCAUUAAUGCUUCAAAACUUGAAAAGAGAUUCAGUUAGACUGCGGAAGAGGUACCCAACUCCUCGUCGUUCCUUGGAUGAAAGACGGUUGUAGCUUAUGUUAGCUUUAAUUGGUACAUAAGAAUUUACUAUACAUAUUAGAGCUGUACACUGAUAAUAACUUUUGCACUGGGAUUAUUUAUGAUGAGUUGCUCCUCCCUCCGUCAACGGAGAACUUGUACGGGAUGCUUUUCUCUAGUAAUUGUGGCAAAUCCUUGAUUCACAAGAGAGAAUGGACAACACAUUCACAUCAUCUGUAAUCUUUAUAUCAUUAAUUAAUUUUAUUUUAAUAA
Messenger RNA from Papaver somniferum (opium poppy), 2277 nucleotides. Its product is annotated as pentatricopeptide repeat-containing protein At3g29290-like. The record is from RefSeq and is a predicted model, not a curated record. Bases 267 to 2039 code for a protein of 590 amino acids. Lineage: Eukaryota; Viridiplantae; Streptophyta; Magnoliopsida; Ranunculales; Papaveraceae. The transcript has 2 exons. Gene Ontology annotation, molecular function: protein binding.